This is a messenger RNA of Peromyscus leucopus (white-footed mouse), 1240 nucleotides long. It is a transcript of the gene Bhlha9, whose product is annotated as basic helix-loop-helix family member a9. Gene Ontology annotation, molecular function: protein dimerization activity; DNA-binding transcription factor activity, RNA polymerase II-specific; RNA polymerase II transcription regulatory region sequence-specific DNA binding. Bases 115 to 807 code for a protein of 230 amino acids. The transcript has a single exon. The record is from RefSeq and is a predicted model, not a curated record. Gene Ontology annotation, biological process: regulation of transcription by RNA polymerase II; developmental process. NCBI's taxonomy places the organism in Eukaryota, Metazoa, Chordata, Mammalia, Rodentia, Cricetidae.
CCUAGCUAGAGAGGGCCUGUCCAGAGAGUGUCCAGCCAGCAAGCGCCAAACAGUCAGAGUGGACCAGCAGCCCUUUGGACCCGAAGCUGAAGCUGCAGGGCCAGGGCAUAGGCCAUGCUCCGAGGUACGCCAGGACUAGGCCUCAGGGGCCUGAAACGGAGUGAGGGUUCUGUGGAGGACUUGGGGCGCUCUUGCCCCGAGGCUGGCAGGAAUUUUGGAGUGCUGAGGCGCAGCCUGGACGAGGCAGAGGAGGCGGCAGGCCGAAGGCGCGAGCGGCCGGCACGGUCCAAGGCUCGGCGCAUGGCGGCCAACGUGCGGGAGCGCAAGCGCAUCCUGGAUUACAACGAGGCGUUUAACGCGCUGCGCCGGGCGCUGCAGCACGACCUGGGCGGCAAGAGGCUCUCCAAGAUCGCCACGCUGCGCAGAGCCAUCCACCGCAUCACUGCGCUCUCCCUGGUCCUGCGCGCCAGCCCGGCGCCCCGCUGGCCCUGCGGCCACCUGGAGUGUCACGGCCAGGCUGCUCACGGCUCAGGUGCCGGGGACUCCGGCUUCAGUGCUCCUCGGUCCGCGCCGCCGCCCGCAGCGCCUGGUCUCGCGCGCAGGGAUGUCACCAGCUCCUUCGUGCCGCCUGCACCGCGCUGCGCUUCGUGCUCCCCGCACGCGCACUUGGGGCGGCCCAGAGUGAUGGCCGAAGGGUCCAUUUUGGCCCAGGCCUCCGGGGGAAGCUGGCGCCGAUGCCCCGGGGCUCCCCCUGUUGGACCGAUUCCGUGGCGGUGGGGCUCCGGGAUGGGCUACCAGCACUCCUGACCCGGCGGCGGCGGCCACCGAGAGGGGAACCAGGUUGAUGGAAUGAUGACUGCAAAAGAGAAGACUGCAAAAGUCAUCCUGGACACAGCAAAACUGAAUGGGUUGCGUCUUGAGUGGCAGAGGAGGCUGCCUUACCAGUGGGAAGGAACUCGGGGAACCGGGACAGCCUCCCAGCCUUGGUUGCUGAAAAAGGAGUGAGAUCUUAGAUUUGGACUUGGUCAACCUUUUCUUCCUGGAAAAUGGCCUUUGCUUUCCUGUGCUUCUGAGCCCUUGUUUCUCUCGCCGCAUCUGGACAGUGGGACUUGUGGGGGUUUGUGGGUAGACAGCUGCUGUGAUCUGAGGGCACAUGCUGUGGCCUUUUUACUAUGUUUGGGGGCGCUGCUGAUCUGAGAGGUUCGGAAAAUGACCAAAUAAAAAGGGAAAGUGUCUUGUC